Molecule: messenger RNA, 2425 nt
Organism: Lontra canadensis (Northern American river otter)
Lineage: Eukaryota; Metazoa; Chordata; Mammalia; Carnivora; Mustelidae
Gene: TARS2
Product: threonyl-tRNA synthetase 2, mitochondrial
Exons: 18
Coding region: 46-2211 (721 amino acids)
Biological process (GO): threonyl-tRNA aminoacylation
Cellular component (GO): cytoplasm; mitochondrion
Molecular function (GO): threonine-tRNA ligase activity; ATP binding
Source: RefSeq, a predicted model, not a curated record
AUGACGGCAAUUUGUUUAAGGAUGUAGGCACGGGUCUGAAGGAACAUGGGGAUUUUUCAGAGGUGGCGGCGGCUCCAGCUCCCAGGCUUGCAAACAUGCGUGCUGCACUCGGUGCGUGAGGCAGCUGUGCCGACCCCUCCACACUGGUUGGCAGAGCGGCUUGGCCUUUUUGAGGAGCUAUGGACUGCUCAGGUAAAGAGGUUAGCAAGCAUGGCACAGAAGGAGCACCGGACUAUUAAGAUAUCACUCCCUGGAGGCCAAAAAGUGGAUGCUGUGGCAUGGAAAACAACGCCUUACCAACUAGCCCAGCAGAUCAGUUCAACACUGGCAGAUACUGCAGUUGCUGCUCAAGUGAAUGGAGAACUUUAUGACCUGGAGCGGCCCUUGGAGACAGAUUCUGACCUCAGGUUUCUAACAUUCAGUUCUGCAGAGGGCAAGGCAGUGUUCUGGCACUCCAGCACCCAUGUCCUGGGGGCAGCAGCUGAACAACUCCUUGGUGCUGUCCUCUGCCGAGGUCCAAGUACAGAAUAUGGCUUCUACCAUGAUUUCUUCCUGGGAAAGGAGCGGACAGUCCGGGGCUCAGAGCUGCCUGCUUUGGAGCGGAUUUGCCAGGAACUCACAGCUGCUGCUCAACCUUUCCGGAGGCUAGAGGUGUCUCAGGAUCAGCUUCGCCAGCUGUUCAAGGAUAACCCCUUUAAGCUUCGCCUGAUUGAGGAGAAAGUGACAGGUCCAAUGGCAACAGUAUACGGGUGUGGCAUGCUGGUUGAUCUUUGCCGGGGCCCCCACCUUCGGCAUACUGGACAGAUUGGAGGACUGAAGCUGCUAACGAACUCCUCAUCCCUGUGGAGGUCUUCGGGUGCCCCAGAGACACUGCAGCGGGUGUCAGGGAUCUCCUUCCCCACAGCGAAGGAGCUGAGGGCCUGGGAAGAAUGGAAGGAAGAAGCAGAGUUACGGGACCACCGGCGCAUUGGGAAGGCACAGGAGCUCUUCUUCUUCCAUGAACUGAGCCCUGGGAGCUGCUUCUUCCUGCCUCGAGGGACAAGGGUCUAUAACGCACUCGUGGCUUUUAUCAAGGCCGAGUACACCCGCCGUGGCUUCUCAGAAGUGAAGACUCCCAUGCUGUUUUCUACAAAACUCUGGGAGCUUUCAGGACACUGGGAACAUUACCAGGAAGACAUGUUUGCCCUGCAGCCCCCAGGCUCUGACAGGCUCUCAAGUUCCCUGAGUGACCACUCUGCCAGCCGUCCCACAGACACACUUGCCCUCAAGCCCAUGAACUGCCCUGCACACUGCCUGAUGUUCGCUCAUCGGCCCAGAUCCUGGCGAGAGCUGCCCCUGCGACUGGCCGACUUCGGGGCCCUACACCGGGCCGAGGCCUCCGGCAGUCUGGGGGGACUGACCCGGCUGCGGUGCUUCCAGCAGGACGAUGCUCACAUCUUCUGUGCACCAGAUCAGCUCGAAGCAGAGAUCCAAGGCUGUCUUGAUUUCCUCCGUUCUGUCUAUGCUGUCCUUGGCUUCUCUUUCCACCUGGCACUAUCCACCCGGCCAUCUGGCUUCCUGGGAGAGCCUUGCCUUUGGGACCAGGCUGAGCAGGUCCUUCAGAGGGCCUUGGAAGAAUUUGGGGAACCCUGGGACCUCAACCCUGGAGAUGGGGCAUUCUAUGGGCCUAAGAUUGAUGUGCGCCUCCAUGAUGCCCUGGGUCGGCCCCAUCAGUGCGGGACAAUCCAGCUUGACUUCCAGCUGCCCCUGAGAUUUGACCUCCAGUACAAGGGGCAGGCGGGAGUCCUGGAGCGUCCAGUCCUCAUUCACCGAGCAGUGCUAGGUUCUGUGGAAAGGAUGUUGGGAGUGCUGGCAGAAAGCUGUGGAGGAAAAUGGCCAUUGUGGCUGUCCCCAUUCCAGGUGCUGGUCAUCCCUGUGGGAACCGAGCAAGAGGAAUAUGCCAGGGAGGUACAGCAGAGGCUGCAGGCUGCAGGUCUGGUCUGUGAUCUGGACGCUGACUCAGGACUGACCCUCAGCCGGAGAGUCCGCCGGGCUCAGCUCUCCCACUACAAUUUUCAGUUCGUGGUUGGCCAGAAAGAGCAGAGUGAGAGAGCAGUGAACAUUCGGACUCGGGAUAACCGCCGACUCGGGGAGCGGGACUUGACUGAGGCUGUGCAGCGGCUGCUGGAGCUCCAGAACACCAGGGUCGCAGAUGCUGAGGCAGUGUUCUGAGCUUUUGUGUACAGAUGUGGCAGGAGCUGCCGGCUUCCCUUCACGUGGGAGACCUUGACCUAACUGCCAGAGUCUGGAGGCCCCCAGACCGAUCAGAAUUCAUGUGGAAGCACAAGUUUGCUCUCCUGGAAAGAUAUUUGAUCUGGGGGAAGCUGCAGCUGUUUGGAUGUGAGGAGCAUGAAAGUAUAAAGAAUAAACUUGAAGUUCUUGGGUA